AUGACUGAUAAACAAGAGUACGUUGAAGAGACCCUCGCUGGCUCGAUCAGCGAUAUCUCGGGGACUGUUGCCGAGAACCUCCACCAGAGUCUCGACCACGAGACCAAGGAGCAGGCUGCCCUCGAUAUCGAGAUGGCCAAGGCCAGGAAGUCCACCCAGGAGCCUCCUUCGAGACGCUGGAUCGUUCUUGCUACUGCCACCCUUGGUGCCCUCUUUGUCUCCCUCCAGGGCUCUGCCCUCAUCGUCGCCCUUCCUGAUUUGAUGAAGAACCUCGACAUCGAUUUCGCCACCAUUAUUUGGGUUCUAUUGACAUACACCUUGGCCAUUACUGCCGCAGUCCCCCUUUUGGGUUAUGUUGGAGAUGCUGGCUUCCGUGGUAUUCGCUGCCGCAUGUUCAACAUUGGCUUCUUGAUCUUCACCUUGGGUUCCCUCCUCUGCGGCCUUUCUCAGGCAAAAUACAACGGUUACGAUAUGUUGGCCUACCGUGUCAUCCAGGGUCUCGGUGGUGCCCUCCUCUUCUCCAACUGUUUCGCCGUUGUGGCCGACAAGUUCUACGCCUACAACCAGGUCGGUCUUGCUAGUGGCAUCAUCAACAUUGCUUUUGCUGCUGGAACCAUUCUCGGACCCGUCAUUGGAGGCGCUACGGUCAAGGCCAGCUGGAAGUGGGUCUUCUUCUUCAACUUGCCCUUUGGUGCCCUUGGAACCGUUGUCGGAUUUAUGUUCUGCCACGACACCAUCUAUCCCAACGUCCAGUACGCGUCCUUCAGGAAGAUUGUCAAGACCUUUGAUUACACCGGCUUCAUUUCCUUGACCACAAGCAUCGGUCUUCUCUUUGUCGUCGUCGUCUCGGCUCUCUUCCCUAACGGCAAGGUCUCUGAAAACAGCUCUUUGAUCGGCAUGGGUGUUGCCUUUGGUGUCCUCUUCAUUGUGUUUAUCGUCCAGGAGAUGUUUGUCCGUGGUGGCAAGCGCUUCAACGCUCUCAAGGCUCCCUUCAUGGACUUCCGUCUGUUUUCCAACCAGGUCUUCAACAACACUGUCGUCCUCGGUGGUCUUGCUGGAGGUGUUGCCCGUACCAACUUGACCUUCUCCUUCAUCUUCUUCUUCCAGGGUCCCUAUGGCAAGGACCCCCUCAUGGCCGGUAUCCUCUUGAUUCCUUUCGGUCUUGGCAUCAUGUUGGCUGGUAUGCCUUCGGGCAAGUUGGCAGAUACUCUCGGCUUCCGUUACCUCUGCUUUGGCGGUCUUGCCUUGUCCUCGCUUGCCACCUUGAUCAUGCCCAUUGUUAUCAAGCCCGACACCAACACGUGGAUCAUCUCUCUCCUCUUGCUCAUUAACGGUCUCGGUUGGGGUCUCUACUCCUCCCCAGCCGCCUCGAUCUCGAUCCUUUGCAUCUUGCCCCAGCAGCGUUCAUCUUCGUCCUCGCUCCGUAUCAUGUUCACCAUGGUCUCUCAGAUGAUUGCCAUUGUCAUCUGCUUCAAGGUCAUUAUCUCGGGUAUGCCCCCAGAGGCUGUCCAGGAGCUGUUCAUCAACGGUGGUGGUAUUGACCCCAUGUACUUGGACUCGUUCAUGCACGGCUGGAAGAUUGUGUGCUGGAUCACGUUUGCGAUCACGCUUAUCUGCACGAUUGCUGCAUUGUGGCUCCCUGUCCGCCCCGUCUUUGCCCAUGAGGUAGAGGAGUCUGCCGUCUCGAGCGCUGUUGAUGUCACCACUGCUGCCAUCGAGUCCAAGUAA
Molecule: messenger RNA, 1728 nt
Organism: Linnemannia hyalina
Lineage: Eukaryota; Fungi; Mortierellomycota; Mortierellomycetes; Mortierellales; Mortierellaceae
Source: the annotation of a GenBank genome assembly